UCGGAGCGCACUCUAGAAGUCUGUAACGGAGCAAGGGCUUGAGUGAAUUUAUGGUCGAGUUUCAGAUAGUUAUUACUGACUCAAACAACUAUACAAAACGGGACUACAUUUAUUUGAAUUAUUUUUCAUCGCGUUAUUUAUUUUUUCAUUCAUUUUUUUUUCUCUUGCUUUAACGUUAUUUACUUUUCAUUCAUUUUUCGAACCUUCUGGUAGUCUUUCAUUGCUGCUGCUGCUGCUGCUGGUGGUGGGUAAUGGCAAGCUCGGGAAUACAACUUUUUGGGUUCUUGCUCGCAGUGGUGGGUCUGGCAGCCAUCGUCACCGCCACUUGCAUGGUAGAGUGGACCACAUUCGAGAGCAGCGAGGAACAGGCGGAGAUCUACGGGGGGCUUUGGGAGACGUGCAGGGCGUCCAGCUCACGGAUGAGCUGCAAGGCCCGCGAUUCCUUUUUAGAACUGCCAUGGGGUAUCCAGGUCACCAGGGCAGUGUUGAUAAGCAGCAUCUGUCUCUCAAGUCUGGCAGUUUUGGUGUCCAUUUGGGGAAUGAAGUGUACUCGCUUUAUGGAGGACAGGGAAGAGACCAAACGCUUCAUGGCAUUGUCUGGAGGAGUCAUGUUCAUGAUCUCUGGUUUAUUGGCUCUGGUUGUGACCUCCUGGUAUGUUGGAUUACUCAUUGAGGCCUACAAAAAUGCCCAUGACCUAGACAGAUAUGAGUUUGGCAAUGCAGCUUUUGUCAGCUGGGUGGGGUCCAUCCUCAGCCUGGUGGGGGGGGCGUUCCUCAACUGUCGGAGGUGCUUUGGGACGAGGUCGUCCUUGUCCCCGGCUAUGAUACGCCAGUCAGCGGCAGGCGGUGCUGAAUAUGUUUAAUGUUAAAGGUCAUACUCGGCUAGGGCCAACCUUAAGGAUUGUAGCAAGCUUUGUUGUAUUUAAUUGUUUGAAAGGUCAGUUUUUCUUUCUGUUUUGGACAAUGAAGUGUAAACUGUCAGGGUUAUUUGAGUUGUAGUCCUUAAAUACUAUUACAGACUCAGCACCCACUGAACCUUUAGUAGAAAGGGUAGAAACUUUAAGAAGGAACAUAGAAGGAUCCAUCUGUCUAGGAAUGGCUAUGAGUGCAAUAGGUGCUGAUUAGGCAGAUGUAAAUUAUUUGCCAAAUUAUAAGUACGAAGUACAAAUUAUAUAAUUAUGGCAAAGAAAAAAUGAAGGAUAAAGUACAAAAUGCACUAAGAUAUGUUGUAGUGGUUAUGUUUUUUUUUAAGUUUAUAUUAUCAGAGAAAGGUCCGUUUAUCUGCCAUACAUGAGUUAUUUUGGUUUGUAUUUUUAUAAACAAUGUAUUUUUCCAGAUUUGUAUAGAAUAAUAGUAUAUUUUGAACUUUUUUAAAGAAUAAAUUCAUCAUUUGGUCUACUUUGGCCUACGUGUCUAUGUCUAUCUUUGUUGAUGCUAAAUUAGCGAGCAGAGCAAAUCUGGCAGAUAAAAAUCAGGGUUUAAUGAGGAUUUUCCUGAGAAUGAGCAAGCUUUCCUUCCUUUUUCAACAAGCUGAGUAAAUGCGGCAGUUCAAAUGUUUAUAAAUCUUGUUAUUUAAUCACAGUAUUCCAUAGGAGAACUAAUUACUCAGAGACGUUUGUUUCUAUGUUGUGGUUACCGAGUCCACCCUGGGUUUAGUGUAAAGCUGUUUCAAUAAGAUAAGAGCAUUUUAUUGCACUUCCUAUUUGACUUGGAGAGGGCUUGCUGGGCAGAUAAUGCCAAAUGUGUUUAAGGUUUUCAUAAAAAACAAAAGUUUUCUCCACCGUCAUCCUCAUUCUUAUGGUUGGUUUUGUUGUUUCUUUAGUUGCUGUUUUGUCUCGUUUUCUUCUUGGCUGUCAAAAUUGAUGACCUUGACAUUUCUCCCCUGCUAACGCAAUCAGUAGGAAAUGACAUCAUCCUCGCUAAACAAGAGGUAGCUUGGACAGAGA
Molecule: messenger RNA, 1946 nt
Organism: Gadus macrocephalus (Pacific cod)
Lineage: Eukaryota; Metazoa; Chordata; Actinopteri; Gadiformes; Gadidae
Product: claudin-1-like
Exons: 4
Coding region: 252-863 (203 amino acids)
Biological process (GO): cell adhesion; bicellular tight junction assembly
Cellular component (GO): plasma membrane; bicellular tight junction
Molecular function (GO): structural molecule activity
Source: RefSeq, a predicted model, not a curated record